UUAUACCCAACCGGGUUUACUUAUUUAUCACACACCUGAGUGACACGUCUCCAAGGUGCGAUACACAAUUACCAUAUAAUAUGCAUUCAAGUCGUCAUGGCGCUUCUCACUCAACCGGAAUGAGACAUUACUUCCGUUAAAAACGUAUUGUCAAAUAUUAUUUUAUUUUAAUAUUUAAAGGUUUAUUGUAGUAGUGGUUUAGAGGAAUUAUAUAUGGCCGCAGCGGCCAAAACAAACCAGCCACCCACAGGACGUGCGGUCGCUAAUUGUAAUUUUGUUGCACAGGAUCAGAUUUGGAAAGACCACGUUCACCAUGAAAUGACCGCCUCUAAAACAUGGCCAAACAGCUGGGGUUUCUUAACAACACCAUACGGAGAACUGGUUAAAGAUGAUAUUCAAAAGAAAGAGAAAAGAGAACCAGUAGACGUUUUACAAAUCCGACCUGUUACCCCUAUAGAGGAAUAUAUCAAAGUGGAACCAUCACCACAUCCGUUUCCAAAGACAACAUCACAAACAGUUGGAUGGCGAUCUACAUCUAAAGUACAUGCGCUAGAAAAAUACGGCAAAUAUGCAAAACCAAAAGGUGGACUUAUUAGACAACUCAACUGGCCAGCAGAGGCAAUUGAUUAACUAUAAACGGUGCUAGUUGUUUAUUGUUUUUAUGUUAAUUUUUAUUCACGAGACUUUUGAAAGAGUAAUUAUAUUUAAUAUCAGUAUUAAAAGUCUGUUUUUGAAGAACUAGUCUGAAUUCUGAAAAGAUAGACGUCACGUGGCUGUAUUUUUAUUGAAUUUUGUGCUUUAUUGUUUUAAAUUUCCACGUGGAAUAUUUUUCUUCGAAAUAAGACAGAAAUACAUAAGCAGACGAAAGUGUUUUAUUGGCUCGUUAGAAAUAGGUGCAUUAAUCGAAAUUUCUGCUGUUCCAUCAUGCGAUUGCUAAUUAACAGUCUGACAUGUUGCUGUGAAUAUUGUUAUACAAUGUGCAAUAAUUUUGUAAACAUGUAAGAAAUGCAUUUUUAGAAUUAUUUAUUUAAUUAUACUAGUAAUACUUUCUGAUAUACUUAUGUAAGGAGUAAUAUUACAUAGUUUCUGCUCAAUAUUUGUAUUUUUCAACUAACAGUAUUGGAUCUAUAGUCAGUAUUUAGCUUUGUAAGGCAUUUUAGAUGUAAUGUUUCAGUUAUGCACAUUAUUGAUUAUUUUAAGUAAUAAAGUAUGAUGAUCAACA
Messenger RNA from Mytilus trossulus (common blue mussel), 1222 nucleotides. RefSeq names its product ciliary microtubule inner protein 1-like. Lineage: Eukaryota; Metazoa; Mollusca; Bivalvia; Mytilida; Mytilidae. The transcript has 3 exons. The record is from RefSeq and is a predicted model, not a curated record. Bases 214 to 630 code for a protein of 138 amino acids.